CAGACCCGCCUCUGCUCAGCGCAGUGAUCCGACAGUGUGUAUGAGAGAUUGUGAGUGUGUGUGUGAGCGUGUGUGUGAGAGAGAGCUCCAGCGUUAGGGCCGAACACUGAGGUGUCAGCUCAUCCGGACACAGGACAGCCAUGGCCCUGCUCGAUCUAGCCCUGCAAGGCUUCUCCAUCUUCGGCUUUCUCUUGUUCAUCGUGCUCUGGCUCAUGCACCUCGUGUCCAUCAUCUACGUCCGUCUGCAUCUCAACAAGAAGACCACAGAAAAGGUGGCGUACAGCAAACUGGCUGGCGUGUCGCUGCUGAAGCCCCUCAAGGGUGUGGACCCCAAUCUCAUCAACAAUCUGGAGACCUUUUUUGAGCUGGACUAUCCCAAGUAUGAGAUUCUGCUCUGCGUCCAAGACCACGACGAUCCUGCCAUCGAUGUUUGUAAAAAGCUGCUUGGCAAAUAUCCGAACGUAGACGCCAGGUUAUUUAUAGGAGGUAAGAAAGUUGGCAUCAAUCCAAAGAUAAAUAACCUCAUGCCAGCUUACGAGGGGGCAAGGUACGAACUCGUCUGGAUCUGUGACAGUGGCAUUCGAGUGAAGCCAGACACUCUCACUGAUAUGGCUAAUCAGAUGACGGAGAAGGUGGGACUGGUUCACGGUCUUCCUUACGUGGCAGACAGACAAGGAUUUGCCGCCACAUUGGAGCAGGUUUAUUUUGGAACGUCACAUCCUCGUUCCUACAUCUCGGCCAAUGUAACGGGGAUCAAGUGCGUCACAGGGAUGUCUUGUCUCAUGAGGAAGGACAUCCUGGACCAGGCGGGCGGGCUGAUAGCGUUUGCUCAGUACAUCGCUGAAGAUUACUUCAUGGCCAAGGCCAUCGCUGACAGAGGAUGGAAAUUUUCCAUGGCAACGCAGGUAGCCAUGCAGAAUUCUGGCUCGUACUCCAUUGCACAAUUCCAGUCUCGCAUGAUCAGAUGGGCCAAACUGAGAAUCAACAUGCUGCCGGCCACCAUCAUCGAACCCAUCUCGGAGUGCUUCGUGGCCAGUCUUAUCAUCGGCUGGGCCGCCCACCAUGUGUUUCGCUGGGACAUCAUGGUGUUUUUCCUGUGCCAUUGCUUGGCCUGGUUCAUUUCAGAUUACAUCCAGUUGAGAGGAGUACAGGGCGGCCCUCCGUCCUUCUCCAAGCUGGACUACGCAGUGGCCUGGUUCAUCAGGGAGUCCAUGACAAUUCAGAUUUUCUUGUCCGCUCUUUGGGACCCCACCAUCAGCUGGAGGGCGGGACGCUACCGGUUGCGUUGCGGAGGUACGGCAGAGGAAAUCUUGGAUGUUUAAAGGGCACCGUGUGCCUGGGACUAUGCACAUGGACACAGAACUGAGAAGAUGAGGGUGCAGAUGGACAAACGGACUGCUACUUUUUUUUUUGUUUGUAUGUUUUGGGUUUUAUUCCAACUUAGUUUUUAACCUGUGACUUUAGCAAAUAGAUUAUUUAUGUCCUUGGUGCUUUUUUUUGGUUUGUUUUCCUGUGCCGGUCUCUUGACUAUUGAGACCUCGUUCUAGAUGAGCCAAAAGUUGUGAAGAAACUGUCUGGCGAGGAGGCGGCACUUCAGUGGGCAUCAGUAACCCUGAUAAAAUCCUAAAUGUAACUGUUUUUUAUUUUUAAAUGUCCCUGCAACAUGUUUAGUGGUGGUUGAAACAACUGUAUUUCGUGACAUAUCCAUUUUAUGAUGAGUCUGGACGAACAGUACAGUUUUUAACAAUAGCGGGGUGGAGAAUGACUGAAGCCUUUUAAAACGAAUGGAUCACUUGCUUAUCACAGUGUUGCUCUCAGCAUACAGCACUCUUGCCAUAUUUUAUACAUUUUUGGACUUUUGAAGGCUCGAAACGGAUCCACUCAGGUCCAUUUUACGUUUACUGGACAGAGCAAUAUCUUCGGUAGAGGUUAUACAUAGGGAACUGUGGCAUACUGUUGACGACUCCUGUACAUUCAACAUGAAUAUCGUUUGAAACUUAGUGCCAUUUGAAGAGCAAGCGCUUUUAUUGUUAUCAUUUUGUCAUCUUUGCCGCUUUUCUUCAAGGUCUUUAUCUUCCCGCGCAUCGUUCUCUGCAGUACUUGCUCUCGUACCAGGAUCAGGGUUCGCUAAAACACAUUUCCUGCCCUGCUGCUGUUUCGUUCGAGAAGCUGUCAGUAUUUUCUUGACGUUUGACUGGAUAUAAACUGUCCAAACAUUUCAUCCCAUGCCAUUUCAGUUAGCCCUAAACCAAAUUCUCUUGACUUAUUUUUUGGAGUUGAAACUAAAUUUGGCGUGAGUUGGUGUGUGUUCAAUUUCAUGUUUAAACAUUUGCACUACGAUGCAUUUCAAAAUAUGACAGUCGCACUCUACUCGUUCCCCAUUGACACAAAUACUCUUACAGUCAAACAGUAUUCACGAAACAAUUGACAUUCUUCUCCAUCUUCACCCACUUUUUUUUUUUUCAUGGUUGUAUCUCGAGAAACUGCUUGUUUCUAUCUCGUACUGCCAGCACUUUGUUGUUAAACAGCUCUUUCUGCAUUUUCCUCAUUUUUCUUGCUGCUAUAAGUUCUCAAAUCAUGCCGCUGAUCGUGAAGAACCCUUGCCAGCGCUGGCAGUAUUGUUUAAGAGAUGUUUAACUCAUUCACCUGAACUGUUCAACCCUUGUUGUUAUUUUAAAACCAUAAUAUGUGAUUCAAAAAAAACCAAAAAAAAAAACAAAAACCUGUUGGCUUGAGCCGUAUGCAUGUGUCUUCGUAUUCCAUCAGCUGCCAUUUAGCCCAAUGCCAACCUUCCAUUGUUUGUGUGUUUGUUCUGGUGUUGGUUUAUUAUUUAUCAUUUGAAUACAUCUGAUUUUGUUCUGCUGAACGCUUUGGGCUGACUGUUGGAAAUAAACAGUGUUUUGUGCAUGAGGCCACGAAAUGAAUGACAUUUGUUCGUAACAUGGCAGUUGAAGUAUCAACUUUCGGCGAUCAACCAAUUAGCAAUAAUCGUAUACUUUUAUUAGAUUUACUCUAUUCAGGCUGUGAAACGAAAGCAUGCUUCCAAACACCGUUUCUCUGUCCGUUCGUGGUAUAAUAAACAUUUCAGAUUUUGUUGAGCGUUACGCAUUGAUCGUACCUCAGAGGGCCUCAUUCACCAAACACGGACCCAGUUUUUGCCAAAUCAUUAAAAAAGAAAAAAACAUUCUUACGUAAACUACAUGGAAUUAAUUUGUGCAGCCAUUUAAUAAGUUAUUCAAUUGAAGGUAACAUAUAUAUUAUAAACUAUUCAUUUUGGCGUCAGUUCGUGCAAACGUGGUUUUGCGAAUUAUUCCAAUAAUUCUUGAGUGAAAUUGUUGCGCUGAAUUGAAUAAUUUAAUAAAUUCUUGCCUUAACGUGGAUCGAAUAAUUAGUUGAUUCUCGCGUAAACGAUCAAAUUGAAUUCUAUUCUACAGCUAAUGGUUUCAGGAAGUUAUUACUUAAGAAUGGUUUUAUGAACGACUAAGAAAUUCAUUCUGCUUUUGAAUAAGGCCCGAUGCGAUGUAGUUCUUCACCAUUGGUUAAAACCGAAUGUACCUUCGCAUGAACACGUGACUAACAUUUUUUUUUUUUUUAUGUUUACCGGAAACGUCUGAAAUUUUAGGGAAUGGGAAAGCUGGCAUUUUCUUGCAACUGUUCUUCAAGUUCCUCUCUUUGACUUUCAGCCGUAUCUUCUUGCGAUAUAUAUGUGUGGAAUAUUGUGUCAAAAAGAAAGUUCACCUCAUUUACGAAAAGUCUACGAUGCACUGUAAAUUUCCCGUUUAGACUUUUCCCCCUCUUCGUGUGGCUGUGAGAGAAUGCUGCUGAAUGCGUGUUUUGCAGAAACAUUGCCUUUUUUUGAGAAGCCGAUUCUGAAAGGAUUGCUUUAUCGUGACGUUCGGUGGGGAACUGGACUUUUUUUUGUUUUCCCGGUGAGUGUACAGUCGUAUGCGUGUCGGAUUGACAUGUUUUGUGGAAGGCUGGUGACCCGUAUGGAGCCGCGUGAACGCGACAAAAUAAAACGAGUAACACAGAACCCGCUCUAACGGACGCCAUUUACAGGAUCUGAAACUAUACGGUUGUGUGUGGCCAGUCGGUCUCAAAAUCUCUUGAGACAAAGCCGGUUUGAUUGUCAUAUCCUGUUACUUUGCAGUUGCGACAUUUCCCUCUUUCAGACGAUCUCCAAGCGACCGAGAGAAACUACCGCUGAAGGUUUACCGUGCGGUCAUCAGUCGGAGUAGAAAAAAAAGUCUAGUUGUGAUCCACUGCUUUUAUUUUACGUGCUGUAAAUUUCACGAAGUACGAAAAAAGCUUUUACGGUUUUCUUUUUAAAUAUGUACAGUUUAUUUAUGAAGUUUGGUUGAUAUCCAUUACACACACUGCUUCCCAAGGCUUAAAUUAUCAUCGAGUUGUACAUUUUUAUUUGUUGUUCCCUACGAGUUUUGUUGGUUUUUCUGCAGUGUAAAGGUAUGGCUGGACAGACUUCGGUUUUUGAACUUUUGUGUUAUUUUGUAGAUGUUGUGUACUGUACUCUUGAUGCCGAAUGCGUAAUCCACAGCUGGAAACUGUGUCAUUACAGAUAAAUUAAAGCUUCAUGAAGCAA
This is a messenger RNA of Puntigrus tetrazona (Sumatra barb), 4600 nucleotides long. It is a transcript of the gene ugcg, whose product is annotated as UDP-glucose ceramide glucosyltransferase. The record is from RefSeq and is a predicted model, not a curated record. Gene Ontology annotation, biological process: glucosylceramide biosynthetic process. Gene Ontology annotation, cellular component: membrane. Bases 141 to 1322 code for a protein of 393 amino acids. Lineage: Eukaryota; Metazoa; Chordata; Actinopteri; Cypriniformes; Cyprinidae. Gene Ontology annotation, molecular function: ceramide glucosyltransferase activity. The transcript is spliced from 9 exons.